Dioszegia hungarica is the source of this 3852-nucleotide messenger RNA. RefSeq lists its product as uncharacterized. The coding region runs from base 1 to 3852 and encodes 1283 amino acids. The transcript is spliced from 9 exons. NCBI's taxonomy places the organism in Eukaryota, Fungi, Basidiomycota, Tremellomycetes, Tremellales, Bulleribasidiaceae. The record is from RefSeq and is a predicted model, not a curated record.
AUGAACUCCUCAAUCUCUGCCAACGAGCACGCUGCGACAUCAUCAAUCUCGGCCGGGCGUCGCCUUUUCGGCAUAUCGGAGAUCCGGCAGGCGGUCCUGCGGUUGUUGGAGAAGCCAGAUUUGGCGCGGAUGAUGAGGGUUCAUAGAGGCGGCAUGUGCGAAACGGCUCAGCUCCUAUACGAGACGGUCAGCUAUAACAGGGCUCUGUAUGGCAUGGACAGAAAAACUGCAACUCGAAGUCUGUAUUGCGAUGCGGUGACGCACGUCAAAGACAUGUCCCCGCCUCUGCCUACAGCCUUGCGCUGUAUGUACAGGUGGGACGAGAGGCGCUCGGGAUAUGCCUUAUCAGAAGUAUGGUCGGAAUCCGAUCAGGAAGACGAUUCGGACUCGGACUCGGACACCAGCACGCACAGCCGGGACAUCGCACGCACGUAUCAUCGCCGGUACGAUCCUGACGAUUUCAACACCAUCGUCCCUUUCCUCCAGUCCAAAUUCCCCUCCCUACAGACCAUCGCCUUCGGCUACGAUUACCAAACCUACGGGGAUGGCGGAUGGAUGGUCAAACUAUGCCCAAUCUCAACCGCUUCCACCCUGCCCCCGGCUUCGGAUUCCAGCACCACAGCCCCACGCCUCUCAUCCCUCUCGUCUUUCCCCACUUCCCAGAAGAUCGGUGGUAUCAUCGAUCUGAUCCAUACGCGUAAAUACAACGUCACACGCGAACUACCCGGCAUCGUGCCGUUCGUCCCACCCUCGGCCCGCUUUGUCCUCCGGGAGCGGUUCGACCUGUAUCUCGAGCGGGCGGACUAUGACUCGUGGGAUCCGACGAUGGGCGACGAAUGGCUCAAAGCUAUUCGGACGGACGCCGCUUUCGGCGACGUCUACAAAACUAUCGAUCUGGGCGAACUCGAUGUUCAUCUGGAUGAUAUCGCUUGCCUUCUGAGGCACCAGCUCUCCCGCGGUCACACGGACCUGCUGGAGCAUAUCUUCACAAAGUACACGCUCCCCUUCGAUAUAGGGAGCUUUGAGGAUUUUGCCUCACCAGGAUGGAAAUCUAUCCGCACCCUCGUCCUCUGCGUCGGCGUCUGCUAUCCAGACGGAGACAACCCGCUUUCGGAGUUGCGGUUGACCGACCUCCCAAGACUGGUCACCGUCGUCCAGUAUGAUCUGCCAAACCUGCGCGAUCUGCGCAUCUCCAUGGAGGGCAUCGAGGAUGCGGAAUCGGCCGCCAAGUCAAUGCUACACCCACAGUGCCUCGAAGGCUACGGCAACCUCACUCGCCUCAGUAUCUCCACUCAGGACUGCAACACACCGCUCUUCAAUCUCCUGCGAGUCGCGGCUCCCAUCUGCGCCGAGAAUGCCACUUUGGACAUCCAGACCGGUUCAAAAACCACCUGGAGCAAAAUUGCACAGUCCGACUACAUACACUACCUCCGCGCGCAGACAGCAGAUCGACGUCUCCAUCUCGCCACGCUCGCUUUCGCGGAUUAUGGCGUAACAGAUCCUGCGGACGUUCAGAAACUCCAGUACCUCCCCGACGGGCAGCCCAUGCACAACUGGGAUGCGAUGACCACCAUGUGGCAUCCCAACCUUCGGAACCUGAUCGGCAAUGUCAGGUAUAAAGCUGCGCCCGCCGUAUCAGCCGGUCUCGCGUCAGUAUCAACAGCCUCGGACUGGCUCCACGCGAUCUCUCACUCGGCUACCCCGGCGGAAAUGGCGGCCGCCUCAGACGCUCUGAUCGCGGCGAUCCAGUCCACGGCGGCCUCGCUGCAGGAGCUGCAAGGGUUCCUCACGGCUGCUCAACACCUCGUACCGGCAGUCUCAGGCUUUGCGGACAGGAUGAGGGGGCUGGCGCCGCCGCAGAUAUUAGAGGCGGCAGUCGGGAGGCAGGGGAUAGGUCUGAGCCAUGCGGAGCGGUCAGGCCUAGGGGGUGACCAAGGAGUGGCAAGGGCCAACCCGCUCAGCGGAGCUGAUGGGGAUCAGGCGGCAGUAUCGGCCGCUCCGCAGAGUGGUCCGGCGGAGACGUGCUACAAGAUCAGGGAAUUGAGGGAGCGAAUCUAUUCCUACCUUGACCACGCGAGUCUAGCGAGGUUCGCUCGGACGGAAAGGGGAUGCACACAGGUGGCGGUCAAGGAGCUGUACAGGAGCAUACCAUAUUGGGCUGCGGAAGCGCUGAUGGGAGACAUCACGGCCCCAGCGGGGGAGUCCUUUCCUGCCUUCAAGGAACGAUUGCUGAUUGUGCUCCAGGAUCGCCAAUCAUCGUACUGCGACCUCGUCCUGGACAUCGACUGUCGCGGUGCACAGCUCUACAAGUCCAGCAAACUCCGUCAAGAUCUCGGACGCGCCCCGCGCGGUGUGACACCGGUCAGGGACCAGCACGAUGAGGAUCUGGAUGAGGCGGAGCAAUACUACUACUACACGGAAAGGACCUACAAAAAUCACAUCUCCCAGUAUGGCAUCGAUCUAUUCGAUGCUACCGUCCCAGCCCUGCGCCGGCGCUUUGAGCGUGUUCGGCAGCUCCGCUUUGGUGCCGAAGCUAGGGAGGCUUUUGGGGAGCAGGAACACUGGACCGUCAUUUGCUCUCGGUCAGAGGCCUCCCCUACAAUCGGUCGGAUUGAACUCGUAACCACGCGCCUCGUAUGGUUCGGAGAAGCAUCACCCGAACAGAACGCUGCUCCCCGCGGAUACGCCCUGAAGGAGAAGGUCGACUUCAAAUUUGUGCCCUCCGGAGACGGACGGGGAUCGGCCCCUUCGGAGACGAGAUCGUGGCUCGCAGAGCUGUGCCAAGGACCUUCCUUCCUGCGCCUAGCCACAAGAUUACAGCUGCGUAAGAUGCCGAUCACCUUACCGGACCUGGCAAGCCUGGUGGAGAGGCAAACGCAACUCCCGGUAUCGGAACGCCUAUCAGCCGUACACGCACAAGGCGUACAGCCGUGGGACGUGGAGGAUCUGCGGGCUCUUUCUAGAGCAUCGUCCGGCCAUCUCACCAUCCUACACCUCGCUCCAUAUAACCGAACAUAUCGGCCCGGUCUCGCCAAAGUCACAUUUGCGGAACUCGGUGGCAUCGUCGAGCUCAUACGGAGCAGCCUUCCGGGCUUACAGGAGUUCAGCCUCGUCGUAGAUGGGCUCCGGGAAGCGGAGGCACAUACAAAGGGCCUGCUCGGCGAGCUGUGCCUCGAGAACGGAGGAAAUAUCUCCAGAUUGCUCGUUAUGACGGAGGAGUUAUCGGUCCCGUACUUUAACGUCGUCCGCCUUCUUGCGCAGAUCUGCACGCCGACAGCCUUCGUGGUCAUCGGCAGGCCUUUCGAUUUCAUGUACUCCGGCUCCCCGACAAACGGAGCUACCAAGUAUCUGGCGUAUCUGAGAGCACAAUCCUCUAAUCGGCGAAAGCAUCUUGCUCAAAUCGAUUUCGCUUCUCUCGGUGCUACUUCUUACCAAGACGUCCGCGAGCUCGACUACCACGACGACGGCCGGCCGAAACAUCGUAGCGAGCCCAGAGCCAGAGGGAUCGAGUGGGCGCAAAUCGCGGAUGGCGCCGCUUGUACCGCUGCAACGUCCCUACCGUCUUUUUCGCAAGCACUGGAUCGCUUUUCGCAGGUGGCACAGCGUCAGCGAGCCCCAUCGGCUACUGCAGACCAGGCGGAGUUGCUCAGGGAGGCGGAGGAUCUGCUGGGUUCGGCGGACGCGCUGGCGUUAGCGAGUCAGGAGAUUCAGCGCGUACUGUACGAUACCGGGAGCGUAGUCAGCGAUAUCCGGCGGAUUCGUCUGGCUACUAUCUCGGUCGGAUCCGGUCGCGCUGAUUCGGCAACGACACUUGAGCUGUGGCCAGGGUUUACCCUGGUACUUUGCUGCUGA